This is a messenger RNA of Phalacrocorax carbo (great cormorant), 1016 nucleotides long. Lineage: Eukaryota; Metazoa; Chordata; Aves; Suliformes; Phalacrocoracidae. The record is from RefSeq and is a predicted model, not a curated record.
CCUCCAUGGACCCUGUGGAUGAGACCACCCCGUAGCCAUGCCAGCAGGCUGCUGCAGGCUCUGCCCCAAGGUCUCCCCCCACGCAGCUGGGGUCCCUGAGGACACUGGUACCAGCAUCCCCUCGGUCAUGGCCACCAUCCUCCGUGCCCUGCUGGGCCCCACAGUGGGGCAGCUCUUCCUCAACAGCAUGGAGCGGAUGCUGGAUACAUCCUGGCAGUGGCUGAACCGUUACCUGCCCCUGGGCGAGAGGCAGUGGACGGGGCUGCAGAGGAGCCAGAUUUGGCCUCACCUCUUGAGCACAGCAGCCUCCUUCCCCUCGGCUCCCUCUCUGGCAACGCCAGGCGCUGAGCCAUGGCCCUGGUGCAGCAGCUCUGGCAGAAGUGGCUGGACACACCCCCACCUCCAGCACAUCCUCAAUGUGAUGAAGACUGUGCAGCAAGGCUUGGAAGAGCUGCUCUGCAACAGCCAGGCAAUGUGGGCUCACAGGAACCAAGCGCAGGCAGCCCCCUGCCCACACUCUGCCUGUCCCAGCACCCAGGUGAGGCCGGUGGAGGGGUGCAGGACCCCCAUGCUGCCAGCGGGGCGGGUGCUGGCUGUGAGGCAGAUGCUGGCACAGCGGCUGCAGGACACCUUGGUGCCGCUGUGGGCUUGGGUCGCGCAGCUGCCAGCCCUGCUGCAGCAGGCAGCAUGGUGAGCCCAGCAUGGCAUGGCCGUGGUCCACAGCACCUUCAGCCGGGCCGGGGCCAUGCGGGAGCUGCUGGGGGCUGUGGUGGCCUGGGGACACGAGGUGGUAGCCCAGACCUGGGAGGCACUGCUGCUGUUCCUGCUCCUGCAUCCGCUGGUGCCAUGGCUGGAGGACAUCACUGAGGCUGCUGGCACAGAGGCACCACUCACCACCCUGCUGCACCCCCAAACCUAGGGGUGCCCCAAAUUCAGCCAGCUACAGCUGCUCCCCUGGGCAGUGCAAGGGUCUGAAACCUGGCUGUGUCCUCAGUGGCACCAACGUGACUCUGCUC